AUGACCCGAGAGUGCGCUCCCCCGACCCCUGAGUCCGGGGCUCCGCUGAGUGGGUCCGUGCUAGCAGAGGCGGCGGUGGUGUUCGUAGUGGUGCUGAGCAUCCACGCAGCCGUGUGGGAUCGAUACUCGUGGUGCGCCGUGGCCCUCGCGGUGCAGGCCUUCUACGUUCAGUACAAAUGGGACCGGCUCCUACAGCAGGGAAGCGCGGUCUUCCAGUUCCGAAUGUCCGCGAACAGUGGCCUAUUGCCCGCUUCGGUGGUCAUGCCUUUGCUAGGACUGGUUAUGAAGGAGCGCUGCCAGGCUGCGGGGAACCCAUAUUUCGAGCGGUUUGGAAUUGUGGUGGCGGCCACGGGCAUGGCAGUGGCCCUCUUCUCCUCAGUAUUGGCCCUGGGCAUCACUCGCCCUGUGCCCACCAACACCUGCGUCAUCUCGGGCUUGGCUGGAGGCGUCAUCAUUUACAUCAUGAAGCACUCGCUGAGUGUUGGCGAGGUGAUCGAGGUCCUGGAGGCCCUGCUGAUCUUCGUGUACCUCAACAUGAUUCUGCUGUACCUGCUGCCUCGCUGCUUCACCCCCGGAGAGGCGCUGCUGGUCCUGGGUGGGAUCAGCUUCAUGCUCAACCAGCUCAUCAAGCGCUCUCUCACUGUGGUGGAAAGCCAGGGGGACCCCUUGGACUUCUUCCUGCUCGUCGUGGUGGUAGGCAUGGUGCUGAUGGGCAUCUUCUUCAGCACCCUCUUUGUUUUCAUGGACUCGGGCACCUGGGCCUCUUCCAUCUUCUUCCACCUCAUGACCUGCGUCCUGGGCCUCGGCGUGGUACUGCCCUGGCUGCACCGCCUCAUCCGCAGGAACCCUCUGCUCUGGCUCUUUCAGUUCCUCUUCCAGACAGAGACCCGAGUCUGCCUCCUAGCUUAUUGGUGUCUGCUGGCCACCAUGGCCUGCCUGGUGGUUCUGUACCAGAAUGCCAAGCGGUCAUCUUCCGAGUCCAAGAAGCACCAGGCCCCCACCAUCACUCGAAAGUAUUUCCACUUCAUUGUGGUAGCCACCUACAUCCCAGGGAUCAUCUUGGACCGGCCCCUGCUCUACGUGGCUGCCACCGUGUGUCUGGCUGUCUUCAUCUUCCUGGAGUAUGUGCGCUACUUCCGCAUCAAGCCCCUGGGCCAUACCCUGCGAAGCCUUCUGUCCCUCUUCCUGGAUGAACGAGACAGUGGGCCGCUCAUCCUGACCCACAUCUACCUGCUCCUAGGCAUGUCUCUUCCCAUCUGGUUAGUCCCCAGGCCCUGCACACAGAAGGGUAGCUUAGGAGGAGCCAGGGCCCUGGUGCCCUAUGCAGGCGUCCUGGCAGUUGGUGUGGGUGACACUGUGGCCUCCAUAUUUGGCAGCACCAUGGGGGAGAUUCGCUGGCCUGGAACCAAAAAGACUUUUGAGGGAACCAUGACAUCUAUAUUUGCCCAGAUCAUUUCUGUAGCUCUGAUCUUAAUCUUUGACAGUGGAGUGGACCUGAACUACAGUUAUGCUUGGAUUUUGGGAUCUAUCAGCACCGUAUCCCUCCUGGAAGCCUACACUACGCAGAUAGACAAUCUCCUUUUGCCUCUCUACCUCCUGAUAUUGCUGAUGGCCUAG
Rangifer tarandus platyrhynchus (Svalbard reindeer) is the source of this 1617-nucleotide messenger RNA. NCBI's taxonomy places the organism in Eukaryota, Metazoa, Chordata, Mammalia, Artiodactyla, Cervidae. The record is from the annotation of a GenBank genome assembly.